Molecule: messenger RNA, 2302 nt
Organism: Impatiens glandulifera
Lineage: Eukaryota; Viridiplantae; Streptophyta; Magnoliopsida; Ericales; Balsaminaceae
Product: golgin candidate 2
Exons: 10
Coding region: 90-2114 (674 amino acids)
Biological process (GO): Golgi organization; retrograde transport, vesicle recycling within Golgi
Cellular component (GO): Golgi cisterna; Golgi membrane
Source: RefSeq, a predicted model, not a curated record
GCGCGUUUUCCAGCAAUCUCUCAUUCAGUUCUUCUCUUGGCGUUUAGUUCAAUUGGAUUCGUAUGAGUACAAUCAUCUCUCUAUAAUGUAUGUGCCCAAGUGAUUACAGAUUGAGAAAUCGCGUAACCAUGGCAGGUUGGAUCUCUUCCAAACUCAAAGUCGCCGAGACCUUUCUUCAACAGAUCGAUCAACAAGCUGCUGAAUCGUUAGGGAAGGAUGAUAAACGUCAAUCUGAUGAAUUGAAUCUCGAUUCACCUAGAAAAACUGGCGAAACAUUGCCCUUGAAGGAUCAGCUGAAGAAGAAGAGAGUAACUGAAACCCAUUUGAAGAAUGGGAGUAGUGGUAAUAAUAGGGAUAGGAAGAAGGAGAUUGCUCCUGUUGUUGGGAAAUUAAAAUCUCCAGUGAACCCUAAUUCUGAUAUUACUGAUGGUGAUUGGACUGAACUUCUCAGUGCACCCAGUUCGCCCAAAUCACCACCAGGUCCUAGUCGAAGUAAUGCAGUGCCUGGGAUAACUGGGUUGCGUAAAGAUAUUCGUAAGCAGGGGCUGAACCUGAAGGGUCAAAAUGGAGGUUCAAAGGCUUCUUCAAGGUCAGAUAUUGUCUUGGAGAGAAGAUCAAAUGCCAAGAGCAUAGAUGGGAGAAAGAAUGAGAAACGGGAUUUGGAAUUCACUGCUUUAAAGCAGAGAGUUUCAGAUGCCACAUCCGAGAGCGAUUGUAGUGGUAGACAUUCCAGUGGACGAGAACUUCGUGGUAACAACAAUGUCAGUCUGAGCAGAAAUGCUGAGGCAGUUGAUGGAAAAAGUAGCAUAGCCACUUCUCCAGUGGAGACUUCAGUGGAUGGAAGUCCAAAAAGUAUAGACAAAGAUACAUCCCCUAAGGUUGACAGGAUUUCUGAUGCAAAUGUGAGAAAGAAGGAUGAUGAUGAUGCUGUUAAGGAAAUAAAUGUGCCAGUGCUCAAUUCUGAUUCUCUGAAAAAGGGAUCUUUCACUUCCUCUUCUAUUAAUAAUGGGGAAUCUGAUUCAGAGACCGACUCAACUUCAACGUCUGGCUCAGAAAGUGAAGGUGAGCGGGAGGAAAGGAAGAGGAGAAGUGCUCAAAUAUUGGCUGAGAAAACAGCUGCCAAAGCAAGAAAAGUUAUUGAAGAGCGCGAAAACAUGGUGGCAAGAUUGGAGGGUGAGAAACAGAGUUUAGAGAAAAUACUUGAAGAACGAGCCAAGCAACAAGUGCAAGAAGCUUCAGAGCUACAAAAGACGAUGACAGAAACGAUGGAUGCUGCUGAUGUAGAGAAGCAGAAACAUAAUAAUACUAGAAUGGAAGCCCUUGCACGAGUAGCAAAACUUGAGACUACCAAUGCUGAUCUUGCUCGAUCUGUUGCUGCAGCACAGUGGAAUUUGGAAGUGGAGGUUAAUCGGUUGGCAGAACUUCGGCAACAAAUUGAGGUUAAAGAAUCAAAACAUGAAGAGCUCAGAAGAAAGAUUUCGACCACUCAUUCAAGGGGAAAUCAUAUUGUUGCUUCGAAAGGUGCUGAAUUUGAGCAGGAGAUUCUUGAGGCUGAGUACUCAUUUCUGAUUGAGAAAAUUGGACAUUUACAUGAAAAGGCACGAACAUUGGAAUCUGAUAUACAAAUAACCCAAAACGAGAUGGAGAACCCAACUGAAGUUGAAGUCGAACUGAAGAGAAGGCUUCAUCAACUGACUGACCAUUUAAUUCAGAAACAAGCUCAGGUUGAAGCAUUGUCAUCUGAAAAGGCCACACUAUUGUUUAGAAUUGAGACUGUUUCUAGCUUUUUGGAUGGAAGCAAAGCCAUGCUUAAUGAUGAAGAAUCUGGAAUCUGGGAACUGUCGAAUUCAAAACUGAAGCCUUUGCUGGCAAACAAAAUCCAUUCUGGAAGGCAACAUUUUGGGUCAUUGGUUCAGCAGUUGGACUCAAUAUUUUGUGCAGGAUAUGCAUUCCUGAGAAGAAAUUCGACAGCACGGAUUUGGUCGAUCGUUUAUGUCGCGUGCCUUCAUUUAUGGGUUAUGUACAUUAUGUUUUCACGAUCUUCAGUGUCCGUUGAUGUUUCUUCGGGUGCUGUUUUCUCGUUGGAGAAUAUCAAUAAAACCGGAGGCAUGUGAUUUUGGCCCAUAUCUUAGGUUUUGUUUUGUAUAUACACUAAUAGUUUAUUAACGCAAAAGAUGAAAUAUUACAAUUUCUUUGGUUAUCAGGAAUUGAAUUGGUAGUUCAAUCAUGUUAUAGGCUUAAAGAAUUAUAUAAUGUGUUUGAUUGCAAUAUAAUCAUGUUUUUCCUGUUUUUUCUUUCCUAA